Molecule: messenger RNA, 333 nt
Organism: Rhizopus microsporus ATCC 52813
Lineage: Eukaryota; Fungi; Mucoromycota; Mucoromycetes; Mucorales; Rhizopodaceae
Product: cytochrome b5
Exons: 3
Coding region: 1-333 (110 amino acids)
Cellular component (GO): endomembrane system; membrane
Source: RefSeq, a predicted model, not a curated record
AUGGCUACUGAACCACCAAAGACAACACCCAUUACUGUCUCAGAACUUAAAAAGUAUGAUGGCUCUGACCCAUCGCUUCCUAUUUAUGUAGCUAUCAAAGGCGAUGUAUUUGACGUUUCGAAUAACACUGCAUCUUAUGGAAAGGGUGCUGGAUAUAACGUGUUUACUGGAAAAGAUUCGUCCAAGGCUCUCGGAAAGUCUUCUUUAAAACCAGAAGAUUGCAUUGCAGAUUAUAGUGAACUGACUCCAAAAGAAAUGGAAACAUUAGAUCAGUGGUAUGCUUUCUUUGCAAAAAGAUACAAUAUUGUUGGAAAAGUGGUGCCUGAUAACUAA